Messenger RNA from Echinops telfairi (small Madagascar hedgehog), 737 nucleotides. It is a transcript of the gene RAMAC, whose product is annotated as RNA guanine-7 methyltransferase activating subunit. NCBI's taxonomy places the organism in Eukaryota, Metazoa, Chordata, Mammalia, Afrosoricida, Tenrecidae. The record is from RefSeq and is a predicted model, not a curated record. Gene Ontology annotation, molecular function: RNA binding. Gene Ontology annotation, biological process: RNA 5'-cap (guanine-N7)-methylation. The transcript has 3 exons. The coding region runs from base 94 to 423 and encodes 109 amino acids.
CCCUGGGCGAGCUCCAGUGGCCGGAGUCCGCCGACACUGCUCGCCGCCGGAGCCCUGCCCGAGCGGGACAGCCGCACCCGGCAGGGUUUCAGAAUGACUGACACUUCUGAAGUCAUUUCCAAUUUUGAAGAAAUGUUUGCCAGUAGAUUCACAGAAGGUGACAAAGAGUACCAGGAGUACCUGAAACUCCCUCCUGCAGCCCCACCGAUCGUGGAGGAGUGGAACAGCAAAGCUGCAGGAAGCCAAAGGAACCGAGGCAACUGGUUGCAAGAUAACCGACAGUUUAGAGGCAGGGAUAACAGACGAGGAUGGCCAAGUGACAACCGAUCCAAUCAGUGGCGUGGACAGCAGCACAGACCUUACUACGGCCAUCAGUAUGGACAAUAUGGUUACAACCAGCGGCCUCCUUAUGGCCACUACUGACAGAGAUGUCGGCAGCUUUUAAUAAAACCGUGCUCCUUGUUAACAUGGCCAAAGUUUGUGAAUCUUCUGUUUGGUUUUAGGGAGUGGAUAGUUUACUAUUUGAGCCUUUGUUUUUAUUAUUUUAACUAGAGAUGCGUGAUGGUAGCUUGGAACAAAUUAGUUCCCUAAAAAUAAAGUGGUGGUUUAUAUUGUUUGACUUUUAUCUCAGUCAUCUGUAUUUUAUAAUUUAAUAGUGCUUUUUUAAUUUGGUGUAUUCCCCAUGUUUGACCUUUAGGAGUUCUGUGUUGUUUUACAUAAAUAAAAUUUAAGAAAUG